Messenger RNA from Menidia menidia (Atlantic silverside), 1119 nucleotides. The record is from the annotation of a GenBank genome assembly. NCBI's taxonomy places the organism in Eukaryota, Metazoa, Chordata, Actinopteri, Atheriniformes, Atherinopsidae.
AUGGCGCUCUCCUGGAGUCUGUUGCUGGCCUUCCUGCUGGCCGUCCUGGCACCGUCGCACGGCGCUGAGCCUGGAGCCCACCACGGCAAGAGGAGGAAGGCCCAGAUCGCGGCGGGCGGCGGCAACGCCCUGCAGUACCCUCCCCAAACUCUGCACGGCCGCUCCUACAGCAGGGACGUGGGCCAGAGGGUCCGCUCGGCCAAAGGCGGAGCCGGGCUCCUCUCUCGCCGGGCCCUGCAUCCCCUGGCGAGGCCCGAGGACGACGGGACCGGCCUGGAGGGCCUGAGCCCGGUCAGGCUGGAGAUGGGCCCCGGCAGGGAGAAGGACAGAGCCCGGACGGGUCUGAAGAGUCCGGCCCAGGGGCGCGAAAACCAGCUGACGGGGUCACCCAAGGGAAGGGGCAACGGGAACGGGAACGGACACGGGCACCACCUGGAGCAGAGGAGACACGGCAGCCGGCGGGAAAAGGGCCGACACAGAAAAGGCUUUUCCUCAGAGCCGGAGCUCAGCUCGGGGUUGAAGGAGAGAGACCAGCUCGGGGACCCCCCCCCCUCCUCGUCCUCAUCCACCACCUCCCCCUCCCGCGGCCUGACCCCACCUAGUGAACCCCCCUCCCCCAUCAUUAGCGUCUUUGGCUCUGGCUCCUCCAUGGUUACCACGGUGACAAACGAGCAUCCCCCAACGCUGCCCCCAGCCUCCACCAAACCCCAGAAGUCUGGACGGGGACAAGGACAGGGGGAGGUGAUGCCAACACUGGACAUGGCGCUCUUUGACUGGACAGACUACGAAGACAUGAAACCUGUGGACGCCUGGCCCUCCAGGAAGAAGGACAAGAGGAGAAUUAAGAACCUCAGCAGUGGAAACGUGACUGCAGAUGCUAUUGAGCCGUGUGACCACCACCUGGACUGCCUGCCAGGUUCCUGUUGUGACCUGAGACAGCACGAGUGUAAACCGCACAACAGAGGGCUUAACAACAAAUGCUAUGAUGACUGCAUGUGCGAGGAAGGGUUUCGAUGUUAUGCUAAAUUUCACCGGAAGCGCCGCGUGACCAGGAGGAGAGGCCGCUGCGUGGUACCGGAGUCGGUCAGCAGCGAUCAAGGAGGCUUCAUCACUAUAUGA